CCGCGCGCACACUAACGGGAGCUCGUGCACCACUCACCGUGUUUCUGAGUCGGUGUGUGUGUGUGUGUGUGUAUGUCUUUCUCCCGAUCUCUCUCUCUCACACACACUGUUCAGGAGAUGAGAUGAUGGACAGCAGGAUGCUCGAGCACCCGCGCGCGCAGUACGGCAUGCCCGGUGUCGGUUUCCCGUACCACCUGAACCCGCAGCACCGCCAUGUGUACGACCUCACCGGGCACCAGAUGCAGACGGUCGCUCCGUUCUCCAUAGACGGAUUAUUAAACGGGUCCUGUUCGGCCUCCGUGGUCAGCUCGAGCCCUCUGCUCGCGACCGGGUGCGCCGUUAAUACCGACAACCAGGCGUACAAACUCACCGACCCUGCAGACCUGGAUAAAGACAGUCCCGGCUGUAAGCGGAGGAGGACCCGCACUAACUUCACCGGCUGGCAGCUCGAGGAGUUGGAGAAGGCGUUCACCGAGAGCCACUACCCGGACGUGUUCAUGCGCGAGGCGCUCGCGCUCCGACUCGACCUGGUCGAGUCACGUGUGCAGGUCUGGUUCCAAAACCGGAGAGCCAAAUGGAGGAAGAAGGAGAACACCAAGAAAGGCCCUGGUAGACCGGCGCACAACUCUCACCCGACCUCGUGCAGCGGAGAGCCCAUGGACCCGGAAGAGAUCGCGCGCCGCGAGCUGCAGCGCCUCGAGAAGAAGAAACGUAAGCAAGAGCGGAAGUUGCUGAAAUCUCAGAACAAGUUCUUGACGUCCGAGCUGCUUCACACGCCCGGCUCGGACAGCGACGUGUCUCAGAGCACGGACAACGAGUCCACACAGCGCAGCGUCCCGACCUCCAGUGGCCGCGCCCACCACGCCGACCCCGACCCGGACCCGGACCCGGACGCGCGCACCCGGAACCUGGCUCUGUCCCCCGGCUCCGAUUACACACGACCGUCCCCCUUACACAAACUCAACCCCUUCAGCGUGGAGAGCCUGCUGGCCGAGUCCAGCCCCAAACGCAAACCCUUCGCUUCUGAUUUUCCUCAAACACCUGUCGUAGGGAAAGCUCACUUCCUGUUGUAUCCCAUCACACAGCCGCUGGGCUUCAUCGUCCCUCAGAAAAACACUGACUGCGCGCACACUCCGAGUGCGGGUAACACACACUGCACCGAGGCGAAAAGACCGAAAGGAGACCAGCUUUCUGCUGGAGCACAGCACACACACACCUCACACUGCGGCGCGGAGGAGGACGAGGAACCGCGGGCAGAUAUAAAGAGCGAAGAGGAGAAGGAAUGAGAAACACUGCUAGCACACUUUGAUUACACAACGCUUUUAUAUUCCACCAGACUCUAUCAACUGCUUUUUUAAGAAAAAGAACAAAAUCCUCAACAUGGAUAUCCUUCACUCAUGCA
Molecule: messenger RNA, 1402 nt
Organism: Clarias gariepinus (North African catfish)
Lineage: Eukaryota; Metazoa; Chordata; Actinopteri; Siluriformes; Clariidae
Gene: uncx4.1
Product: Unc4.1 homeobox (C. elegans)
Exons: 3
Coding region: 123-1286 (387 amino acids)
Biological process (GO): regulation of DNA-templated transcription
Molecular function (GO): sequence-specific double-stranded DNA binding; DNA-binding transcription factor activity, RNA polymerase II-specific
Source: RefSeq, a predicted model, not a curated record